Messenger RNA from Paralichthys olivaceus (Japanese flounder), 1467 nucleotides. Lineage: Eukaryota; Metazoa; Chordata; Actinopteri; Pleuronectiformes; Paralichthyidae. The record is from RefSeq and is a predicted model, not a curated record.
AAGUCGUACAAGGAGAAGUAUAAUCGUGAGAAGGGGAAGUCCAGCUACACCAACAUGACGACGCUGCCCGAGGUGGAGCACGCCAUGGAGGUCAACAGGAACCAGAGCGACGUCAGCUACAGAAAAGAUAAAGAGCAGCUUCAUCACUACAACUCAGCACCAGACAGACCGGACAUCAUCAGCGCCACCAACGCUGCAAAACUGGCCAGCGACGUGGCCUAUAAAAGUAACACAAAGCAGCCAGUUUACAGCGACGUCUCUCUUUUGGCCAGAACUGACAUCCAGCACGCCAAGGACGUUUCACAACUGGCCAGUCAGGUGAAGUAUAAGGAGAACUUAAAGGGCCAGAAGCCUCGUUACAACCCACUUGAGUGUGUCUCCUUCAAACACACACAAGCUGCCGCUGCUCUGGCCAGUCAGGUGAAGUAUAAAAGCAACCAGAACCAGAAACCUGAGGGAUCAUCAGACCUGCCCAACCUCCUGCAGCUGGAGCACGUGCUGCACGCCAGCAAACUGCAGAGCAACGUGGAGUAUAAGAAGAAAUACGAGCAGAGCAAGUCCCACUACCACGUCGCCGUGGACACGGCUGAACAGCUCCACCACAGGGAGAACGCGGUGCUGCACAGUCAGGUGAAGUACAGAGAGGAGUAUGAGAAGAGCAAAGGUCGAUCUCAGAUGGAGUUUGGAGACACUCAGACGUACAGAGUGUCUAAAGAAGCACAGAAGAUGCAGAGCGACAGGGAGUAUCGGAGGGACUAUGAGGAGCAGGUGAAGGGGAAAGCGUUGCUGGACGUUGACCAAACGCCUGGAUACCUGACAGCACGUCACGCCAGCAGUCUGCUGAGCGAGAAGGAGUACAGGAAAGACCUUGAACAGGAAGUGAAGGGGCGUGGCUUAUCUGGCAUCGGGCUGGAGGAAACGCCAGAGCUGCUGAGGGUUAAAAACGCCACUCAGAUCCUGAACCAGCGGGAGUACCGCAGGGACAUGGAGAGGGAGGUUGUGGGUAAAGGGAUGGAGCUGAGCGUCGACGUCCUGGAGAUACAACGAGCCAAGAGAGCCUCCGAGAUCCAGAGCCAGAGGUUCUACAAGCAGACGGAGCAGCUCCGAGAAAACUCCUACGGGACGGUUACAGACACUCCUGAGCUGCUGCACGCCUCCUACCUCAAAGACGUCUACAGUCAGAAGAAGUAUAAGGACGAGGCCGAGCGGCUGAAGGGAAGUUACAGUCUCGUGUCUGAGACUCCAGAGAUGGAGCGAGUCCGAGCCAACCAGCGACACAUCAGCUCACUGCGAUACAGCUGGGACUCCAAGCUCAUGAGAGGUCUGUCGUCCUCAGUCACAGAGACGCCCGAGAUCGUCCUCGCCAGAGAGAACGCCAAGAAGAUCAGUGAUGUAGGUUAACGUGCACGUGAAAGAACGUAAAUUUCAGUGGCACAACUUAAGUGAUUUGCAACAGGAAGUAGAGGU